Molecule: messenger RNA, 820 nt
Organism: Dendronephthya gigantea
Lineage: Eukaryota; Metazoa; Cnidaria; Anthozoa; Malacalcyonacea; Nephtheidae
Exons: 2
Source: RefSeq, a predicted model, not a curated record
CACGGACCAUCAUUGAAAACAUUGAAAAACAAAGUUCUUGGCGCAGAAUGGUUUACCUUUUACAUCUACUCCGCUGACAAAAACGUGCUACAGACGCUCCACGAAUAUGUCAGAGAGGGAACUGUCGAGGUCGUGUUGAACUGGGGGAAAGGUUUGCCCGGAGCUUCCACUCAUUACUUCGGCCAGACAUUGAGCAUUAACGAAUGCAUGUAUCGAAAUCUGUACAGGGUGAAGUACUUGGUGUACGCAGAUUUAGACGAAUUCAUUGUCCCAAGGAAAUCGCUAGGAUGGGGAACUUUGAUGAAGGAGUUGGAGAAUCCGCAAUUUGGCACUUUCGUCUUUAGACAUGCCUUCUUCUUCGCGAGCUAUAAUGAAACAGCAUUCGACGCAAACGCCAUUGAUGUUCACGUCCUUUGCGAUGGAUCGCGGUUCGUCGAAUUACCGCAAUUCCUGACGCACGUUGUACGUUCACAAAAGGUCUAUCCUUCUAGGCAAAAGUCUAAGUUCAUUACCAAGCCUCUAUAUUCGUCUGUCGUCGGCGUUCACGAGAUUUUCAAGCAUGUCGAAGAACAUAUAACGAGCCAUGUAGUGCCAACAGAUUGUGCUUUGCUUCACCAUUACCGCAAGUUUCGAGGGGGACUUCAUCCGGUCUCGAAAUCCGUCAUCCAAGAUGUGAAACGACAUCAGCGUGUCCAAGAUGAGCGCGCGUUAGUUUACAAAGACAAGAUUGUAGCAGCAUUGAGAAGACGAUUAUGUCGAUUGUAUGCCUUUGAAACAGACGCUCAAACGUGGCACAACGCUCCCGUAAGCUUAACAUAGA